This is a messenger RNA of Mus musculus (house mouse), 2960 nucleotides long. It is a transcript of the gene Ebna1bp2, whose product is annotated as EBNA1 binding protein 2. Lineage: Eukaryota; Metazoa; Chordata; Mammalia; Rodentia; Muridae. The record is from RefSeq and is marked validated. The transcript is spliced from 9 exons. Gene Ontology annotation, cellular component: chromosome; nucleolus. Bases 134 to 1054 code for a protein of 306 amino acids.
GAAGUGCGGCUAUGAACCCGGAAGCGGAAGUCCCUGUUGAAAAGGCAGAGGCUUGUGGAGAAUUUGUUGGCGGUGGUGCUGCUUGUGGGCACGUGGAGUGGCAGCCGAACCUCGCGGGGCGGAAGGCCGCGAGAUGGACACCCCUCCGCUUUCAGAGUCGGACUCGGAGUCGGAUGCGUGCCUGGCCUCAGAUCAAGAGUUGCAGGAUGCGUUUUCCCGCGGACUCCUGAAGCCAGGUCUCAAUGUCGUGCUAGAGAAGCCGAAGAAGGCAGUGAAUGACGUGAGUGGCCUGAAACAGUGCUUGGCUGAAUUCAGACGGGAUCUGGAGUGGGUUGAAAGGCUCGAUGUGACCCUGGGUCCAGUGCCAGAAGUCAGUGAGACUCAGCCAACACCUCAGAACCAGGACCAGAAGAAAGGCGUUAAUCCAGAAGACGACUUCCAGAGGGAAAUGAGUUUCUACCGGCAGGCCCAGGCAGCAGUGCUUGCGGUAUUACCCCGACUCCAUCAGCUCCAAGUCCCUACGAAGAGGCCCACCGAUUAUUUUGCAGAAAUGGCCAAGUCUGAUCAGCAGAUGCAAAAGAUUCGACAGAAGCUGCAGACUAAACAGGCCGCCAUGGAGAAAUCUGAAAAGGCCAAGCAACUUCGAGCGCUUAGGAAAUAUGGAAAGAAGGUGCAAACUGAGGUCCUGCAGAAGAGGCAGCGGGAGAAAGCACACAUGAUGAAUGCCAUCAAGAAAUACCAGAAAGGCUUCUCUGAUAAGCUGGAUUUCCUGGAGGGUGACCAGAAGCCUGUGGAACGCAGUGCAAAGGCAGGAGGUAAAGGCCAGCAGAUGAGUAAAGGGCCUAAUGCCAAACGAAGAUACAAAAAUCAGAAGUUUGGUUUUGGUGGAAAGAAGAAAGGCUCCAAAUGGAACACGAAAGAGAGCUACGACGAUGUCUCCAGCUUCCGAGCCAAGGUGGCUCACGGCAAGGGCUCCAGGAGGCCUGGGAAGAAAGGGGCAAAUAAGAGACCCGGAAAACGAGCAAGACAGAAACUGAAGAGUAAAGCCCGCUGAGUAGCAUCAUCUUCUAUAAAGAACCCAGGAGAAGGGGGGUGUACAGCACACUCAGUGUUUGUCCUGCUUUUUGUAGAAAAUUAUUUUAAUAAAUUAAACUUAUGGAAGAAAGAUACUCUUGGGUUAAAACCAGAUACUUUUUAAAAGAUGGAGAAGUUUGCACAUUAAAGAGUAUUGCUGCUGUUGGGCUGUUGUGGUGCACACCUGUAAUCCCAGCACUUGGGAGGCAGAGGCAGGAGAUCUCUGUUGAGUUCAAGGCCAGCUUGGUCUACAGAGGGAGUUUGGGACAGCCAGGGCCACAGAGAGAUGCCCUUUCUUGGAAAAAACAAACCCAAAAUCCAAACCAAAAGAAUCUUAGUGUUUGUUGGCCAUGCCUCUCUUUUGGUAGCUGCAGGGCGGGCCUCCACCUUACCGUUUCUUCGUCUCCCAGAUGCCCUUUUACAUUAGUCCCCCGGGAGGACUGGCUGUGGCAGGUUCCUGUGAGAGCCCGGGUCUGCCAUAAACUGUUACAUGGUCUCUGUUUUAGGCCAUCUAGAUUGGUCCCUUACUUCCUGUGCCUGGUAUUUUCCUUUCUUAUUUUAUGCCUUUUGUUGUGUUCCAUUUUUAAGAUCUUUUAAAGAAAGGAAACAGGAAAAAUUUCCACCUCCUAUUCUGAAAGCGACUUUAAUUUGACUGGUAUGAAUUGUGGCUUAAGAUGCGAGGGCUACAGGCAGGGUCCUGCUGCCUCCCUUGGCCAUGAGGACCGUGGGGCUUCUCAUUCCCGUCCUUCCCUCCUAAGCUUUUCUGACAGUGGAAGCCUAUGUAUGGUGCUCUGCUUUCUGGGCUGGUAUUUAUUCUUUGAUUAGGCUAUUUAGAAAGAUUCAGGUUUUAAAAAAUAUAUUGUUUUUCAAGACAGGGUUUCUUGGUUUAGCCCUGGCUGUCCUGGAACUCACUUUGUAGACCGGGUGUCCUCAAACACAACAGACAUUGCCUGCCCCUGCCUCUGCCUCCGGAGUGUUGGGAUUAAAGCUGUGUGCCACUUUAUGUGACAGAUUCAGGCUUUUAUCUGCCUAGUAACCCCUCUCUGCCAUUUUAUCAUCUCAGGAACUUGUGCUUUCCCACAGUUACAGUGUCCUGAUGUUUCCUGGAUGGGAAUGGUAAGUUUUGAGAAUAUUUUCUUCUGUUCCCUUCAUCCUGUUUGAACUGUUUUCUUCCUUGGACAUUUGGCUCCAAAUUACAUUUUGUUUUGAGACAUUCUCAAACUGUAGCCCAAGCUGGCCUCAAACUGCUCCCCCUCCCUCUGCCUCCUAGUGCUGGGAUUGUAGGCUUGCUGGCAUCCCCAUUCAGAUGCAGCACUUUAGUGUUAAUGGCUAUAGUGUAUAUGUGUACAGUGUUGAUGGUGAUCAGUCAAGGUAAUGGGCGUUUGUAUCUCGUUCUCACUGCCGGUGCCCAGAGCUUCCUGCUUCUAAAAGGGCAGAUGGCUGUGUAUUAGGCAGACCUGCCUCUGUGCUGUAGACACUCAGUUUUUAUGGCUCUCUCUACCCUGUCUCCCUUUCUCACGUUAAACACUGCCCACUUCACAAUUAAGGUAUAACCCUAUAUUCUAUAUCCUUAAGCAGUCCCUCAUUUGGGAUUUAUUCUGCUGGGGUUUUGUAGUAAUAUACCUGUGAUGGUUUGCAUAUUCUUGGCCCUGGGAGUGGCACUAUUAGGUGUGGCCUUGUUGGAGGAAGUGUGUCACUGGGGGUGGGCAAUGAGACCCUCCUCCUAACCAGAUGGGAGCCAGUCUUCUAGCAGCCUUCAGAUGAAGAUGUAGAACUCUCAGCGGUGCAAUGCUUGCCUGGACUCUCAUGCUCCACCUUGAUGAUAAAGGACUGAAUCUCUGAACCUGUCAUCCAGCCCCAAUGAAAUAAAUGUUGUGCUUAUAAGA